Molecule: messenger RNA, 1874 nt
Organism: Paramisgurnus dabryanus
Lineage: Eukaryota; Metazoa; Chordata; Actinopteri; Cypriniformes; Cobitidae
Source: RefSeq, a predicted model, not a curated record
UAUUGUACUUUCUGCUGAAUCAAAGACAAACUGUUGCCAUGGACAGAGAAACUUUAAUAGAUUUUUAUUUCCAACUGGGAAUGAGUUAUAAAAACAUUCUCCAAAGUCUAGCGUUACAGGGAAUAUUUUUAUCUGAGAGGCACCUACAUCGCAUUUUAAGAAACAGGGGGCUUUACCGGCGACAAUACGGUGACCUUGGGGCUGGUAUUGAUUUUAUUUUUGAUCAACUGCAAGGUUCAGGAAGAGAUCACGGGUAUCGGUGGAUGUAUGCAAAGUGCUUGCAACAAGGAAUAUGCAUCAGAAAAGAAGAUGUAAGGAUCAUACUCUCUUUGCUUGACCCUAUUAACACCCAGGCUCGUCAGACCCGACGAUUGAGACGAAGACAGUAUUUUGCUCAGGGACCUAACUUUAUAUGGCACAUAGACUCAUACGACAAACUUAAGCCGUAUGGAAUAUGCAUCAAUGGAUGCAUCGAUGGGUUUUCUCGUAAAAUUACUUGGCUAAGGGCAGCUUCAACCAACAGCGACCCACGAGUUAUUGGGGGCUACUUUGUUGAAACAGUUGAGCGUUUAGGAGGGUGUCCCAGGCUUGUGCGAACUGACAUGGGCACAGAGAAUGUGGUGGUGAGAGACAUUCAGCGCUAUUUACGGAGAAACGGCGAGGACGACAGAGCAGCAGAACGCAGUUACAUUACAGGGAAAAGUACUGCUAAUCAGCGAAUUGAAAGUUGGUGGGGAGUGAUGAGAAAAGAAGGAAUUGAAUACUGGAUUACACUUUUUGGAGAACUCAAGGAUGAAGGACUUUUCACUGGUGAUGUUUUGGACAAAGCUCUAUCGCAGUUCUCAUUCAUGGCAAUUAUUCAGGAAGAGUUAAAUGAGUUACGGGACGUUUGGAACGCUCACCGCAUAAGGCCGUCUAAAAACACCAACGUGCCCUGUGGAAAACCUGACGUCAUGUUCAUGGCACCUCACCUAUGGGGUGUGGAGGACCUGAUUGUUCCACUGACAGAAGACUUAAAUGCUUGUAAAGAAAACUGCAAAUUCUUAAGUUCUGUCCCAUGUGAUGAGGACGUGUUUGAUUUGUGCACCAUCAUAAUGGAGGAAUCAGACUUGCAGUUUCCCUCCACCAGGACACAAGCCCUUGACCUAUAUUUACAUCUUAGAGAUGUUGUGCGUCCACAGAUAAGUGGACAAGAAAAUUAAAUUAUUUACAUUCAUAUUGCUGGAUUCUGUCUAAAAUAAUGCAUUUAAUCCUAUAGUAUUCUGUAUAUAGGCUACUGUACAUUGAGUAAAUUUGUUUAUUUCUUGCCUGUAAUCAAGCAUGUAUUCUUGUUCAUUUGUCAUUUUAAAAUCUGAAAUUGCACAACAUACUUAGUUUUGUGACAGUUUUUUUAGUAAUAAGGACAGGAUGCUAGCAAUUAUUUCAACUGAAUUUUCUUAUUUUUAAAUGUCUUGUUUGUCAAAAACAGCAUUUCCUAAUGUAAACAUACAGAACAAAUAGAACCAAACUGUCAAAAACUGAAGAUAUGAAAUACUUUUGUUUUUUGUUCAAAAACAGCAUUUCCUAAUGUAAAGAUACAGUACAAAUGAUAAGAAAAAAUAAAAGAUGAAAUCCCAUUGGUUUUAUCUUAAAGUAAGUUGCAGUAACAGCAUUUGUAGUGUUAUACAACGUGUAUUUAAAAAAUGAAUUGGCAAAAUCAAAACAAAAUGGAAUUCCUCAAAAAAAUAAAAAAAAAUAAACAAACAAAAAUAUACACAUACACACUUGCUGUAGAUUUGAAGUGUGUAAGCUUUGACAGUUCACAAAAUUUUUUUGUAAUUUCCUGUAUGAACCAAUUUGGAAAAUGAAACAGAAAUAAACUGGUGUGUAUCCUG